Messenger RNA from Tupaia belangeri chinensis (Chinese tree shrew), 2126 nucleotides. It is a transcript of the gene SMG9, whose product is annotated as SMG9 nonsense mediated mRNA decay factor. NCBI's taxonomy places the organism in Eukaryota, Metazoa, Chordata, Mammalia, Scandentia, Tupaiidae. Gene Ontology annotation, biological process: nuclear-transcribed mRNA catabolic process, nonsense-mediated decay. Bases 109 to 1671 code for a protein of 520 amino acids. The transcript has 14 exons. The record is from RefSeq and is a predicted model, not a curated record.
CAGGUGCUGCUUCCGGGACGCCGAGGCCGGUUUUGGAGUGGCGGGUGCCCACUUUCUCUCUCUCUCGCCUACACUUGCCUAGCCCUCAGACACUAUUUACAGGCAACCAUGUCGGAGUCUGGGCACAGUCAGCCUGGACUCUAUGGGAUGGAGCGGCGGCGACGGUGGAAGGAGCCUGGCCCUGGUGGCCCCCAGAAUCUCUCUGGACCUGGUGGCCGGGAGAGAGACUACAUUGCACCAUGGGAAAGAGAGAGGCGGGAUGGCAGCGAAGAGGCAAGCACAUCUGUCAUGCAGAAAACCCCCAUCAUCCUCUCGAAACCUCCAGCAGAGCGGUCAAAGCAGCCACCACCUCCAGCAGCCCCUGCUGCUCCACCUGCCCCAGCCCCACUGGAGAAGCCCAUCGUCCUCAUGAAGCCAAGGGAGGAGGGGAAGGGGCCUGUGGCUGUAACAGGCACCUCUACUCCUGAGGGUACCGCCCCACCACCCCCUGCAGCCCCUGCGCCACCCAAGGGGGAGAAGGAGGGACAGAGGCCCACACAGCCAGUCUACCAGAUCCAGAACCGGGGCAUGGGCACUGCAGCACCAGCAGCCAUGGACCCUGUUGUGGGCCAGGCCAAACUACUGCCCCCAGAACGCAUGAAGCACAGCAUCAAGUUGGUGGAUGACCAGAUGAAUUGGUGUGACAGUGCUAUUGAGUACCUAUUGGAUCAAACUGAUGUGUUGGUGGUUGGUGUCCUGGGCCUCCAGGGGACAGGCAAGUCCAUGGUCAUGUCAUUGUUAUCAGCCAACACUCCAGAGGAAGACCAGAGGGCUUAUGUUUUCCGGGCUCAGAGUGCUGAAAUGAAGGAACGAGGGGGCAACCAGACCAGUGGCAUUGAUUUCUUUAUUACCCAAGAGAGGAUUGUGUUCCUGGACACACAGCCCAUCCUGAGCCCCUCCAUCCUGGACCAUCUCAUCAACAAUGACCGCAAACUGCCUCCAGAGUACAACCUUCCCCACACCUACGUUGAGAUGCAGUCACUCCAGAUUGCUGCCUUCCUCUUCACGGUCUGCCAUGUGGUGAUUGUCGUCCAGGACUGGUUCACAGACCUCAGUCUGUACAGGUUUCUCCAGACAGCAGAGAUGGUGAAGCCCUCCACCCCAUCCCCCAGCCACGAGUCCAGCAGCUCAUCAGGCUCCGAUGAAGGCACCGAGUACUACCCCCACCUGGUAUUCUUACAGAACAAAGCCCGUCGAGAGGACUUCUGUCCGCGGAAGCUGCGGCAGAUGCACCUGAUGAUUGACCAGCUCAUGGCCCACUCCCACUUGCGUUACAAGGGUACUCUGUCCAUGUUACAGUGCAAUGUCUUCCCGGGACUCCCGCCCGACUUCCUGGACUCUGAGGUCAACUUGUUCCUGGUACCCUUCAUGGACAGUGAAGCAGAGAACGAAAACCCACCAAGAGCAGGACCCGGCUCCAGCCCACUCUUCUCCUUGUUGCCUGGAUACCGUGGCCACCCCAGUUUCCAGUCUUUGGUGAGCAAGCUCCGGAGCCAAGUGAUGUCCAUGGCCCGGCCACAGCUGUCACACACAAUCCUCACUGAGAAGAACUGGUUUCACUAUGCUGCCCGCAUCUGGGAUGGGGUGAAAAAGUCCUCUGCCCUGGCCGAGUACAGCCGCCUGCUAGCCUGAGGCUGAGAGGAGGAAUGUCAUGCACAGAACUGCCUGAGUCCCCAGUAGAUGGCGAGGGAGCACGCACGUCCUUCCCACGGUGGGGUGGGAACAGGCAACAGACCUGAAGGACGAGACAUCGUGACUUCCCUACCCGGAGACACGAGGUGUCCAGCUCCAGGCCCCCCACCCUCAAAUGGGGGUUGUUGAAGGGGUGACGAAGAGAUUCUGCCUCAGCCUGUGACAGGACAGACCACCCUAGGUCCUCCACAAGAAAGGCAGUGAGAGGAGUCCGGAUGAUCACCAGGAAGCCCAAGAUCAAUCCUGACCCUCUUCAGGGACAGGAUGGGACAGGUCUCUCCCCUGACUCAGCCCUGCCCUGUACGGUGAGGUACAAUCUGGAGAACUCUUCAUUGGGCAGAUAUGGGGGUUCCAAUAAACACGGUCAUGCAAGCCUGUUCUGUUAUUCCACUCUA